CACUAAGGAGACAAGCUUUGCUUUGGGAGUGCCAUUAAGAUAUACAUGAAAAGACCUAAAGAGACAAACAGAGGCAAAGUGGACAGGGCUGCUGCCUGAAUUCAAUGCAACUGUGAUAUCACAUUGCAUAAUAAUGUAACUUUAUGAUGUCACAGUACCAACACUGUUUCAGGAGAACAUUUCAAAUGUCUCAUUUCACACAAACCCUCUCUACAAGCAAGUCACUGUUUGAUCGUGUCUGCUCGUUGUUUUCGAUUGUGUUUGAACUUUUGCUUCUUGCAAACUUUCACUGGUAUCCACUUUGUUGAGAUGAUGAACUCCAACAUGCAGAGAGCUGAGGCUCAAACCGCCGACAGCUUCAAGGCUUCCCCUGUGGAAGACGUUUCCAGCAUUUCUGUCCCUGCUGUGGUCACUGUCAGCGCUGACCUGGUUGAGGAUCUGCUGGUCCAGCUGCUACUGAAGCUGUUCCCUCUAGAAAGCUACACUAGUGCUCAUCUAGACCAACAAGAACUGCUGACACACUGUCUCCACUUGAGUGCAACAACUCUGGAGACCCUGAGGAAAGACCCUGGUGUCUCUGUGGACGAGGACCUCCCUCCUCCUUCCUGUGAGGUUUGGAGAGCUGUGGCGCUUCUUGUCUGCAGCGUCAUGGAGAGGUUUGGGACAACGAACCGGAUAAGGAAGCUAGUGCUGAACAAAGACCCGGCCCUCCUGAGCUUCAUCCCGGACCAAAUCAUUGAGUCUGUCCUUCAAAUCUACAAGGACCAGUCUGAAGAUGUGUGGAUUCCCCCACAGAUACCCUUGGAUGAAGACGGCCUGCUGUUCUCCCAGUUUCUUCCUGAGAACAUCAAGGAGGAAAUGUUGGAGCAGUAUGGACCCUGGAUAAGACGCAUGAAGAUCUUCCAGAGAGCGUUCCCAAAAACAUGUGAAGAGGAGGAGAAAACUGCAGAUGAUACCUGCUGCCUGCAGCAAGAACCUUGCAGUGAGGACCACAAACAAGUCUCUGACUCUGAAGAAGAACAAUCUGAUGAUGGAGCCCAAAACAUCCAACUACCUGAACUGUCUGUUGACCAGCUUAUGGCUGAUGAUGACCAAACUGCAGAACAAAAUCUGCAGACUAACAGAGCUGUGGUGGAGCAAUCCACUAUCAAACAAGUCCUGCUGAAGCUCUUUAAACCCCCAAACUUCUGCACACCGAGGAGCCAGAGGAGCCAGGACUUUGAUGAUGAGAUGGUGGAGCACAUCCACAUGUUGCUCCAAAAGGAGGCUAAGAAGUACAGGAAGAACCGAAUCUUUCUUAAACACCUCAACCGCCUCAAAGACCCGAAAGAAGAGGUCAAAAUUAGCCAGAAACUGCAUCGGCCAAUCAAAGCCAGACUGAGAGAGGUUUUGCCGAACACCCGCCUGAAGAGAGAAGACCUCAUGGAGGAUGCUCAGGCUGCUUUGUCAGCCUGCAGUCUCAUAUCUUCAGAGAUCAUGAACUAUCUCAAGCCCUCUGUGAGUUUUGCGCCUGACACAAAGCCAGGAGACGAGACCCCAUACAGCCUCAACAUUCCCAUCAAGAGGGAAUCGACAGAACCAGGCAGAGAGCUGACCCAGCUGGAGCUCCAUGCGCAGGAGCAGCAGGCAGGAACCAGAGAGAAGGUCAAGACAGAGGAAACCAAGAGGAACAGAAUCAUCUCUUGGUUCUGUAAACCUUUCAAGAAAAAUAGAUAGAACAAAAAACAAAGACAAUAAGCCCAAGCAUCAACAGCUGGGGCUCACUGCAAAAUAAAAUUUGGCUUUUGCCAGCAUUAA
This is a messenger RNA of Notolabrus celidotus (New Zealand spotty), 1797 nucleotides long. RefSeq lists its product as uncharacterized. The transcript has 2 exons. Lineage: Eukaryota; Metazoa; Chordata; Actinopteri; Labriformes; Labridae. The coding region runs from base 310 to 1716 and encodes 468 amino acids. The record is from RefSeq and is a predicted model, not a curated record.